UCGAUCCAGUACGUGAUGUUUACAUCCCCUCGAUUAUUUCGGUGCCCCAAACAAACUUUUAUUCGUCGGUAUUCGUAGUAAUAAUCACAACGUACCGACGAUUUUUCUACGGAUAUACAAAUUACGUUUUUUAUAUAAAUAAAUGUACAAUGGUAUGUGAUGGACGCGAGGGAUGUCCAUGAUAUGUAAAAAGUGAAAUAAUCGUUCGAAAAAAAAUUCUAACCAAUAACCUGGACAUGUCAUCUGUCGUUAAACCCAUGAAAUUCGACUACCUGACGAACAAGGGGGUGGAAAAAUUCAUCUUCUCGGACGAUGACGAUAAUGAUUUUGAUUUCAAGUACGUCCCACCGGAGCAGUUCAAGCACAUCCUGAAGGAUGUCCGUCGUCAGAGAUCCCAGAGGAACGAUGAAAAACUCUGGUCAGACUUCGUGACCCAGAGAAUCCCCUUGGAACCCCUGAAACAUCCCCUGAAGUCCGACCUCUCGGACAUAAACCUAGAGAGUUUUCCCCCAGUGGCAGAGACGCAGAGGAUCUCUAAAUCCACAAGGAAAUCUCGAGUGCCAGCCCAGGAGUCCAAAGACCUCAGCAGAAGGAGCAGCAUAACAUUCGUCUCGCAAGACGACGAUGACGACGACGUGUCAACCCUGGAGAGAUCGCCAGUGUCAAAAUUGGAUGUCAAAUCCAAGCACUCGAGCUCCGAGAGCACCAUAAAGUCCACCCACAGGAAGAAUCGACUCCUUCGAAAAGUGAAUCGUCUCGAGUGCAAUUCGAGCCCUGACCUGAGCUCCCAGUACGAAUCCGGAGAUGACGAGGAAUUCCUGGAGGUUCAGCCACAUCCAGUGAUUGCCCAGAAGAUCCUAGGGCUUCAGGGGAGGAUCUCAGAGAUCCUGGAUGAUAUCUCCUACAGACUCUGCAGAAUCCCUCGACCUGAUGGAGAGAAUGACCUCAAGAGGAGGCAGAAACGACUGGUCGAAUUUGGGAUUCGAUUCUCCAGGAAUUAUCUCUACGAGCUUGGAAGACAGGUGGGGGACAUUCAGAAGCACCUCAAGGCUGUCCUUGAGGGAAAAGGCAGGAGGGGAACUAUUCUUCAUAUGCAAGCCCUUGAGCAGAAACUGUGCGCCUCCCAUCAGCUUCUCGUCUGUGCUCUCAAUGCUUACUGCAAUCACAUCCCCAGUUCUGUACUUGAGGAAUAUCCUGGAAAGCUCAAGGAGAUUCUUGGAGUCGUUGUUGAAUUAAAGGACGCCUGUGGAAAGAUUAACAUCACUGCUGAUGGUGUUGGAGGCGGAGACACUGGCUCUCAAGGUUUGGGUAACGACUUGCAGAGCAGAUGCUAUGCAAUCCUCUCAAAACUUCGGCUGCACUCAGACAGUGAAUCUCAAUUAUUCAGUGCUCGACAGUCAGUAGUAACAGGACCUUUUGGUUCUAACGUAAAGAGACAGAAUGGCUUGAAGGGCUUUCCUAAUCGUUUGAGCAUGUACAGCAUGGAUUCCAAAUGUCCAAAGACCCAGAGGCAACGUAGACCUGUUACAGUUGGAGUUUGUCCAAAAGAUAGAGGUAUUCCUAGAGUGUCUCUAAAUAAUCCCCCACCAACUCCUGAGCAGAUCUACACUAAUUCCGUUGGUCGAAAAUCGUCAAAGGAAUCCACGAGGAAGAGGAGUCAUGGGGUUCAUGGAGAUGACAUUAAAACAAUGAUGGAUAUAAUUGCACGUGAAGCGGAAACGGCUAGAAAUAGCAGUGAUCUUGGUAAUGUGGAUAAUUUUGGAAUGAUGAAUCAGGGGAGUCGGUGUGUGUCAAGGAAAUUUCACCCUGUUACAUCUAAUGAGAGCAAGAUUAGCAUCAGGAGGCGUGCCAAAAAUUUGGGAAAGAAUUCCAAGACUUCCGUUAAAACGAGCAAAACCAGCGUCAAUGGAAUUGACGAGGGACACGGUGCGGAUGAACGACUGGCUAAUUUGGUUCCUGUUAUUGCUGAUCUCAUGAGUUUGGUGGCGAACAAGCGGAAUAAUGGAGAGAAAAAGUCUGAGUCAUCGAUGACAAGUUUACUGGAGAUUAUAAAUAAUUGUCAACAAUCGAAUAGUAAUUGUACCACGAGGUCUAAAACCAAUGGUCGAGCCUCUGAUUCCAGAUUAUCUGAUGCUCGCACAGGCCCUGAGAACAUGCAGUUGAUCUGCCUGUCCCAGAAUGACGAAACCACGUCAAAAUAUAUGGAUGCAUCUUGUCAAGUGACUCAGGAAAAUUCAAGACUGAUUGAGAGAAAAGACUGCGGCUUGACUGAGCUGAUUGUGUCUGACAGAUCGUCUCAGGUGCUGAUGAAGUACAGGGAUGAGUACAACGCCUCAUCCCGAUCUAGUCCAAUGUACACGAGCAAUAGUCCCAACAAACCCUGGGAGGUUGUCGCCUGGAUUGCCGAUAAAUUAGUCGACGAAUUGAUAGUCAAUAUCUCCAAAGAGCUCCAGAUUGAUGACAUAAUUAAAAAACUUUUUGAAUUGGAAUUCUUGGAAUUUUAGAGGAUUAAAUAUAUCAUUUUUCUCGAUGAUAGAGUCAUUUCGAUAAAUCUAUACUUGAGGAAUAAAGGGAGUGGAUGAAAGAUGACAUGAGUUUAUCGAUAUUAUCCUCUAUUAUUGGCAGCAAAAAAAAUUAGAUGGAUAAUUUGAGUUUUUGUUGUGAUAAAUGAUUUAUUUAUUUUUAUUCUGCUGUAUCAAGUGAUCUUGGCAGCCUCCAAACAGCUUCCAGAGAUGGAGCCACACAAUUCCUCAGGUAUUUCCAAUGAUAAUUAUGAUUUUCUACGCAAGGUCAAGCCAGGUCUCAGUUGAGUUUUUGGGGGCAGAUUUUCCAAGAAUUAAGCACCCAUACUUUUAUGGUACGUAUGAAUAGUACGUGAUCCUCGAUGCGUGCACAGUGCAAGUGAAAUGCAAAUGCAAAAUGCCGAUUGGGAUAAAUUCAAUUGCACUGGAGAGAAAUAAAUCGCAGUAAUAAAUCAGACGUAAUACUAAUUUGCAGUUAUUGCGGUCUGUGGGGAAUGAGUCUGUGGUAGUUAAUCAGCACUUGGUCAACACAGAAGUCAUCAUCGAAGAUCCCUGGGGUACAUAAAUGACUGAGUGAUCGGUUAUUUCGAGGGAGUCAUGAAACGUCGGAAUAAUAUUGAAGUUACGAAUAUAAUUAUCUCGGUAAAUUCAAAGUAAUUCACUUUGGAGGGAACUGCGAUUGGAUAUUUUCUCGGAUAUUGCGUCAUCGCAGACGUACGUGGGGAAUAAUUAGUGAAAUCUCACUAAGAACAAC
This is a messenger RNA of Fopius arisanus, 3276 nucleotides long. RefSeq lists its product as uncharacterized. NCBI's taxonomy places the organism in Eukaryota, Metazoa, Arthropoda, Insecta, Hymenoptera, Braconidae. The record is from RefSeq and is a predicted model, not a curated record. The transcript is spliced from 8 exons. Bases 237 to 2504 code for a protein of 755 amino acids.